Paramecium pentaurelia is the source of this 1116-nucleotide messenger RNA. Lineage: Eukaryota; Ciliophora; Oligohymenophorea; Peniculida; Parameciidae. The record is from the annotation of a GenBank genome assembly.
AUGAAUAUUUAUAGACUCAAUUAGAAGCUCAGACACAUAAUGGAAGUGUUUGAUAUCAUCUAGAGAGAGUAUUGUAUAUAUUAAAUUCUAGUCAAUUGCAAACUUUAAAUGGGUGUUAUUUAGGGAUUCAUUAAGAUUAUAUGAUUCAUUAAGUAUUAAAAUUUCCUAAUCUCUUUGAUAUUAAUUAUGAUGAAUUAAAGUUAAAUAUAGUUAACUUUUUUUAAAUGUUGAAAGAACACAAUAUCACACCAAUAGUUAUUUUGUCAUCAUAAAUCCAUUAGAAAAUAAAUUCAAAGAUUAUAAUGAAAUGUUAAUCUGAAAAAAAUAAGUAAAUUAAUAAUCAUAUCAUAUUUAUAGAGCAUAAUUUNUUCCUAAUUAUAAUUAGAACAAUUAACUUAAGAAGAAGAUUAAUAUAAAACACAGAUAAAAGAGUUAGAAUAAGUUACAGAAGAUUAGAAAAAAGAAUUAGAAAAAGCUUAAAUUAAAUUUAAAGAUAUUAAUUAAGUUUAUGAAUAAAUAACAGAAAUUAAAUAAAUUUAUAAAAUAGGAAAUGAUUCAUUUGAAAAAGGAGAUACAGAAUUAUUAUCAUAAAACUAUGCCUAAAAACUUUAUAGAUAUAUAGAACAAUAAAGUAACAAAAAAAUUAAGAAUAAAUAUUUAAUAUUUUCUUCAAAAAAGUCUGGAUUAAAUUCAAAUACAUUUUUCAAUAGUAUAAAUAAAAAGUCUAAUUUGUUGAUGAUAUUUAAAUCAUAAACUUAAUAUAUUUUUGGUGGAUAUUCACCUUGUUAAUGGCUUAAAUGUAAUGGAUUAUACCAUCCUGACGAAACAUCAACAUCAUUUCUAUUUUCUUAAACUUUAGGGGAAUUUUAUCCUCUUAAUUCAACUAACAAAAAUUAUGCAAUAUUUAUGAAUGAAUAAGAAAUUGGAUUUGGAUAUUAAGAUAUGAAAAUAAAUUAUCAGUAGCAAUUUUAGAAAGGAUCAUCAAAUUUAGGAUAUACAUAUACAAUUCCUGCAAACUCAACUAAUAUUAAUAGCCCAGUUAAAACAAAUUUAUUGUUUGGAUAAGCAGAACCAAGUAUCAAAGAUAUUGAAAUUAUCAUGUUAACAUUUGUUUGA